Molecule: messenger RNA, 3401 nt
Organism: Athalia rosae (coleseed sawfly)
Lineage: Eukaryota; Metazoa; Arthropoda; Insecta; Hymenoptera; Athaliidae
Gene: papi
Product: tudor and KH domain-containing protein homolog
Exons: 9
Coding region: 151-1854 (567 amino acids)
Biological process (GO): spermatogenesis
Molecular function (GO): RNA binding
Source: RefSeq, a predicted model, not a curated record
GUGCCGCAGAUUAUUCUUCACAUUAGUCAACGCCACGCGCUGGUUAUGACAUGGGUAGUGAAUUUUCGAAGUUAGUUCCGCAAUAGUGAUUCUACUAGUACCGUGGAGCGAAGAGAUUUCAGUCUCAAAGGGUUGCAAGAUUAUCAUAGAAUGAAAUUGAUCGACCGUCAGCUUGUGCUACCUGUUGUCAUAAGCUUAUCGCUGACAGGUGUUGGUGCUGCUCUGCUGUAUUAUUUAUAUAAUAAGGAUGGCGGUAGCAAAAAGACCACUACUCGUGUGCCAAGUUCCCAGCAGCAUGAAAUUCAGGUCCGUGUUCCACGAAAAUUUGUGCCAGCCAUAAUAGGACGUUCAGGAAAAACCAUUGAUGAUAUUCAGGAGAAAACAGCAACUAAAAUAACUUUUUCUGCUGAGGAGACAGAUGAUUCGACUAGAAUCUGUCAUAUUCGUGGUAAAGAGCAAUGCACUCAUCUGGCUCAACUGAUGAUUGAGAACAUCAUUACUAAUCAACCAAUCAUCGAAACCUAUGAGACAUAUGUCCCACAGGAUGCAUGUGGGAGGAUCAUCGGAAGAGGAGGCGAUGUUAUACGCAACAUCCAGGCAAUAUCUAGCGCAAAAGUCAUUGUCGAGUCUUCCAAGAGCUGUAUGAAUCCUGAUGCAAAAACCAGGGUGAUUAUAAAGGGAACCGCAGAACAUAUAGCCGCCGCUCUUGCAAUGAUUGAAGAAAAGGUACUGGAGCAAAACAAUAUUCGCAAACAAUUAGACAUCAGCUCAUCCUCUAGGUUACCCCGAGGUCAAGUUUCCCCACGAAUCAAUACAACAGUUCACACCUCAGAUAAUCAAUCUGAGUCCAAGGAUGUUUCUACCGCAACAGAAGGCUUAGUGGAAGUAUUUGUUAGUGCUGUGGAUAGCCCGAGUCAAUUUUGGGUGCAAGUGGUCGGGUCUGGUUCAAUGGCACUAGAUAAACUGGUGGACGAAAUGACCGCGUACUACAACGACGACGCAAACACAGAAUUACAUACCCUCAAGAACGCAAGUAUCGGACAAAUGGUAGCGGCGAAAUUCAGUGUGGAUGAGAAAUGGUACCGAGCAGAAGUAGUUAGUGAACUAGGAAAUGGGCAAUAUGAGGUGUAUUUUGUUGAUUAUGGUGAUAAUCAGGCCGUAGCUCUACAUGAUCUUAUGGAACUUCGAACAGAUUUCUUGAGCUUGCGGUUGCAGGCCAUUGAGUGCUCCCUUGCCAACGUCAAACCGAGAGAUGGCGAAUGGUGUCUGCAAGCUUGUGACAAAUUUGCUGAACUCAGUUGGGUCGCUCAGUGGAAAUCCUUGACUGCUAAAGUCCGCGGAUACAAAGAACGUAGUUUGGCCAGAGGAGGAUCCCGUCGAGAAGGGUCCCCCAUUCCUUGCAUUGAUUUAUACGAUAAGACUGAGCACAGGGAUAUCAACAUAGGCAAGGAGUUGGUAGCUGCAGCCAUUGCCGAGGAAGAGGAAAGUUCCUGGUCUGCAGCGAGUUCAACACUUUCCUUAACACAGCGUAGUUCCCGCGAGUCUCCUAUUUCAAAACUCUCGGUAGUCUCACGUCACGUCUCUCUACCCAAAGAUGUAGCUACUCUUUCCACAGAAGCUGAUCUGGUCAAACCAAAGAAAAUGGAGAUGGUUGACACGGUUACUCCUGUCAGGAUAACUCCACCUCUCCAGAAAGAACAAAGAAAUGGCAGCGGGGACCACUUCCAAAAUGGCAGCAACACUAUUAACAACAUCAGUGACGCUGACAAAGAAGGGCCAUCACGCAGAAGUAUACAACCCGCUGGCUACGAAAGUGAUUUUACAGAUGAUUCCGACAGUCUGGAGCUACAAUAAACGACUGUCGAAUUAUCGAAACUAGCUCGCAUCGUCAUCAUAUCGGUCACCGUAACAAAGGUUGACCACUCACAUCGAAAUCAGUUUUAACAGUCCAUAUGAUCCAUCUUCUGUAGGAAGUAUGAUCUCACUAACUUAUUUCAUAGCGUUGCCCACGUACUUUCCCAGAGGUAUCCGAAAUAUCUUGUCUAGCUAGCAUACGUACGUUUAGCAAGUAUAGGUGAAGGGGCUUAUUAUCCGAUCUAUCCUGUCUCUGGGGUUAAUUUAGUUGAUCCUUGAGUAUCGGUCGAAACAGCGUUUGAGCCUUUUUGACUCGAUGUAAGUAUAUUGGGUUGUGAAUCGAUUAUUUUACAUUAGGGCUGCUUCCAUUUUUUUAAACUGUCUCCCGAGAGCUUAGGCUAGUUUACCUUCAUAACGAUGGCUCACAUACUUAUAAUUAUUUAUUAAGAUUAAAUUUUGGGGUAAUUCGAGCUAGCAAACUUGAUUUGAACUCACUCCUUAGUCACAUUCUGGAAAAUUCAAUAUUCGUCAUUGCCGGCCGUUAAUAUUUACUGACUAGUAGAUGCAAGUAUCUAUUGUUUGUAAGAAUCUAACAAUCGUGGCACAGGCUUGAUCUGCUCCUCUUCUAUUGGUUUUAUUGUUUCCGAAUUAAAGAAUUUUCGAAAUCAACCACAAAAGAAUUGCUACAAAUGAUCAUGUGGGAAUUAGGAAUGUGGUUGUGAAGGUAUUUGAAUGUAACGGACUCUCAAUCACUUUGAAUUCUCUUUCAAUUAUGAUGUAUGUAACUUUGCAGAGAGGAGAUCUUUUCAGGGACGCUGUUUAGUGUCGUAUUCGCGCUCGUGAUUGAGUUUUGUUCCGAAUCACGAAACGGUGUCGAUCGCACUUGGGAUAUACGUCGAAUCUCGAAUUAUAUUUUAAUACCUAAAUGUGCCUUAAGCCCGGCUUCGUGGGAUAGCGGGCCGAGUGCUUCGCUGACAAUAUGCAAAUCGCUUGAUUAUGCCUAGAAACUUAUGUAUUCUCGAUACGGAGAAGAACGUAGUGCAAAUAUAUGUAGGUCUUAUAUGUAUUUUUAUAAAAAAAUGAGAUAUUUUGUUUUCACAGUAAUGUUAUUAAUAUUUAAUUAUGAUUUCUGUUAUCAAAUGUUUAUCAUUGUUGACAAAUGACAUUAUAUCGAUAGCGUAUCGACGAAGUUUAUAUGAAUAAACAUAUCACAAUAUGUAUUAAUCAAAUUAGAAUAAUUAAAACCUUGUAAAGUCUCUCAAAGGCAAUUUCAGUUCCAGGCAAACUUUAAUCACGAUAUUUUGUAAUUCGUGGAAUUCCAAACAUAAGUUUUGUCAAGCACUAACUUUGAAGAGGCAUGAGUGAGCUCUCUAAAAAAAUUCUUGAUAAUAUCCUGUUCUCUCUAGUAAUAGUAAAUUCGAGAAAUCAUUAGGUUUGUCCGGAUAUCCGUUUACAACACGUCAGGUAAAAUCUAUAAUCUCACUCAUUUAACUAUCAAAAUUUGAAGUUGUUUCUUAGCCAAUCAAUAAGAUGAUGAUUUUUACCAA